ACUAUACCUGAAUAACACUUUUAAGGAGUUCGGACAAAAUCAUCGAGAAAAUUGUCACGUUCCAUCAACACUUUGUUGACAUGCGCUGAUAUUAGGGUGUCAUACCCUUUUAAGUAGGGCAACGGAUACUAAUUGGAAGCCCGACACUGCAAAUUCAGAAUAAUUAGUUUCAGUGAUACCGUUAAGAGCUACUCGUUUUUUGUAUUUACUCAAGCAGUCUUGGUAAAUGUUACGAUAAUAUUAUCAAAGACUGACCCCCGAAAUCUGUCCUAUGUGAAAUUUCAAAACUGUUGCAUAAGGUUAAUACUGAUGUGAUAUUUGUUAAGAAGGCAAAUUACGGAGGAAUAAUGGAGAUUAACUUGUUGCCUAUCUUCAUUUCCAUCAGCCAGGUGUUGAUCGGCAGUACAAGUGGGGCACAAUGCAUUGGACUCAGCGCUGACGUCGUUUGUGAGUGUGAUGGAUAUGGACGGUGUAUGAAAGGGACACUUGAGAUUGACCCCUGGUUACAAUUCGCUCUCAAAACGCAACGAGAAAUUCAGAUUGAUCUUGCCAUCGACAGAAUGCAAAUAUUUGAUGCUCACAAUGCAUUUAACAAUCGAGCUUAUGGAGUUGCUUAUGGAGCAAAUGAUACAUGUCAAUGGCCGCCACCGUAUGAUAACGUCUGCUUAGGAUGGGCCAAUCAUGAAUUCAGUAUCAUCGACAUGUUAAACAUGGGAGUCAGAGCUGUGGAAAUAGACAACUGGUAUUGCGAUGGUGAGAUGCGGAUUGCACAUUUGGGAACAGAGCGUGCCAUAGGUUGCGGAGAGUUCAACGUACUAUUUUCUGACGUCAUAGCAGACAUUGGCCAAUGGAUGCACGAGCCUGGACAUGAAAAUGACUUUAUUCGAAUCUAUAUCAAUGAAAAGUAUGACCAGGGUUACGAUGAUGAAGUGAAUGGUCCACUGGAGCGUUAUCUGGGUCAUGAUGAGAUCUUGAGUCCUGCUGAUCUCAGAGAUACAUACAGAGGGGUGUACCCGACGCUUAGAAGAAUGAGAGAGGAUGGUAAACGAGUGUUCGUGGUAAGCGGAGGUGAUACCUUACACCAAGGUAAAUACAUCCAUGUUGGGCAGUGUGACGGUUCAGGAGAGAAUAAGUUCACCAACUACCCACAGUGUGGCGACAAAACGGAGACGUACUGCAGGAGAUUUCGCGGUGACGCCACACAUUACGUAUUUGGCGCCAUCUACGACGGACCUACAGCGGUGGGUGCAAUCACUGAUAUGAGUGAGAUGGUGAAAUGUCGUAUCAAUCUUAUUGCUACAGAUAUGGUAACACCUCAACUCAUGAAGACUGGGGUCUAUACGUGGGCCUAUGGAGAACCAUCAUUACAGCUAGAUGAAGACUCGUGUGUUAUGUUAAACCAUGAAGACUUUCGUUGGUAUACGUCACCUGAUUGCGACCAAUCAUUGAGCUACGCGUGUCAAAGUUCAACAGAUCCUAAUGACUGGUUGGUCAGCGAAUCUACCGGCCCCUAUGACGUCACGCGCGAUAUGUGUCCCAUUGGCUAUAAGUUCAGUCUACCUCACAAUGGAUUCAGACAACAGAAGUUGAAGGAGGCAAUGCAAGAAUCUUCUGUAUGGCUAAACUUUACACCUUGGCUGACGGGUAACUUUCCCGUGACAGAAGCCCCUCUUACCAGCCCCUCGGGAAACUCAGCAUAUAACUUUAAACCCACUUGGACCUCUUCUUUAGUCGUGUUCCUUACUGCGGCUGUUAGCUUAAUGUUUUAGGGCAACGUUUUUCAACCUGGGUCCAGCAAGACAUAUCCAGGGUGCCACGAAUGAAUUUUAGUAAUACAUAUAUUAUACACUCGCUUCGCUCGCUCGCAAUUUUAGAAACAGGAUGAUUUCUGACAGCAAAGUGCCUGAAUACCUCCAUAUUUCAGCGACGAGGCGCCCCAAUAGCCUUCUAUUUGACAUCGAGGUACCUGACAAAUUAUAUUACAUCUUUUAUAUUAAAAUUACAUUUUGAUCACGCUCGUUCACUUCACUCACUCGCAACAAUUAAAAACAGGAUAAUACACCAGUUUACAGUUGUAUCAGUGCGCAUGCGCAGACAUGGGCGCCAUUUUAAAUGGUGAGUAAACAAAGUCAAUGACCCGAGGUCACGUCAGUGGUAUUUAGGCUAAGCGUAAAUUAAGAUUGCGCCCAUGCAAAUACACCAGU
Molecule: messenger RNA, 2204 nt
Organism: Strongylocentrotus purpuratus (purple sea urchin)
Lineage: Eukaryota; Metazoa; Echinodermata; Echinoidea; Camarodonta; Strongylocentrotidae
Exons: 13
Coding region: 348-1769 (473 amino acids)
Biological process (GO): lipid metabolic process
Molecular function (GO): phosphoric diester hydrolase activity
Source: RefSeq, a predicted model, not a curated record